This is a messenger RNA of Chenopodium quinoa (quinoa), 547 nucleotides long. RefSeq names its product defensin-like protein. The coding region runs from base 96 to 332 and encodes 78 amino acids. The record is from RefSeq and is a predicted model, not a curated record. Gene Ontology annotation, biological process: defense response. NCBI's taxonomy places the organism in Eukaryota, Viridiplantae, Streptophyta, Magnoliopsida, Caryophyllales, Amaranthaceae. The transcript is spliced from 2 exons.
UUAGUGUAGUGAUAGUAGUGUGCCACAAAAUCUACCCUAGUUUUAUUUUAAUACAAGUAAGUUGUAGUGAGAGGAAGAAAGAGAGAGAAAAUAAAAUGGAGCGGUCCUCACGUGUGUUUUCAGUUGUUCUUCUCAUGCUUCUGCUUGUGAUUUCCACAGAUAUUGGUGCAAAGGUGGUAGAAGCAAGAUACUGCGAGUCAGCAAGUUACAGGUUCAAGGGACUAUGUGUUAGCAGGAGAAACUGUGCUAAUGUUUGCAAAACUGAGGGUUUCCCCGGCGGCCGUUGCCGUGGUUUCCGCCGCCGUUGUUUCUGUUACAAACCUUGCGCCUAAGUAUCGUGCUCCGAUCCAGUCCGGUUUCUUUGAGUGCUAGCUAGUUAGCUAGAACUCAUGACAUUGAAGUACCUUUGUGUUUUUGUGUUCUAAUUGUUGUUUUAAGCAACGUGUAUGAGCUAGUAAUGUUCUUCUUUGUGUAUUAUCUUUUUAUAAGAUGCGUAUGUUGUUACCUUCCUAAUGUUUCUACAGAGUAAUUAAUGUUACAUCUGUUC